AUGACGAGGCUUGGCGAGAACUCCAACGUCCUUGCUUGCCCUCCACGAGCCUUGAGUCCUGCACAGAAGGAAGAGCUUGGGGCCCUCGGUGCCAUCGUCGGCCUCUGCUUGGUGAAUGGUAUGGCAAUCCCGAAGAUCACAGGAGAAUGGUUGAUCUAUCUUCUCAAUGGCUGCAACUUUGAGGCGAUCACGCGCGAGGUCACACAGGCCUUCCAUCCUCGUCUCGCAGCGGAGAUCAUCCAGCUCGACAGCAUUGGGCCGACUGGCGAUCUCACACCAUUUGAAGAAGACUUUGUCAUUUACCUUGGGAAGCAUACUGCAUUAUACACGAUUCGUGACGAAGAAACCCAUGCUGCUUUUGCCCCAAUGCUCCUGUACAAGGCUCUGCUAGGCGACGACACUGUUGCAGAGCAUACCGAUACUCGUGCUUUCCGCGCAGGCUUCGAGUUGCCGUGUCACAACGGGUUCACGUUGUCGAAGGCUGCUCAAGCAUUCGCCGGUGGACCAGCUGCACUCGUGAUGGCGGCCUGUUCGACGCGAAUUGGCAGCUACGAAAGCCUCAAGCCUUACCUCGAUAUUAUCGUCAAGCACACAGUCCCUCUUCCCCUGAAGACGAUCGCCUUCGACGAUGGGCGUGCCAGUCUAGGGGAUGUGGUCAGGGGCUUCCUCCAGCGCACAGGCAUUCCCUGCGCUGCGUCGUUCGAGAGGAAGCGAGCUGCCGGGACGUUCACCUCUGACCUCGUCUCACUUGAAGAGAUCGACUCUCCGAGCUUCCGCCCUCGCAUGCUCGCCAUCGCUGCCACUGGCUCCGACUCGAUUGUGGGUAGCGAGAAAAUCAAGAUCACUUUUGUUGGCAAUAGUGACGAGGCCUAUGCCUGCCCUGUCGCGAGCCGCGCAUUCUGCGAAAAGGAAGGCAUCGUCAGCUGGCAGACCUGCUUCAAGGAAGGUGUCGUUCCGACUGCCUACCUCGCACAGCUCGUCCACGAGGUAUACGAUCCGGAUUCGGUGGACAAGCCGACGUCCCUCCUCAAUGCAAUCGACAGCUGGCUUCUUGAGGAAUUGCUUUCUGCAAUCGCCAGUCCCCACGGUGUACCUCCAGAACUGCAAAAGCGCCAAGGCGCAGCCGCGACCUCCCUCCACUGCCCGGCGCGGCGAGGAGACUGGAGACUGCCGCCGAGUCCUCCUUUGGCGACCCUGCAGAUGCAACCACCCGGGCCCUACCCCAACGCGAACAUCGAUGCAGGAUCGCCGCCGGAAGAGCUGCGGCUGAGCUUUAGCCAGUACCUCAAGAACCGCAAACGCGCCGCGAUGGUUGAGCCCGGGGAGGCGUCCUCGGUGCGCGCGUUGCGGCCCCCGGCAACCUCGCGAGUGGGGGCGCAGCCCGGCUCUGCCGGCGUGCCGCGCGGGACCAAGCGCGGGUACUGGGCGGCGGAAGCCUGCGCCAUUGCGGCGUUGCAGCAGCCAGAAAGCCUCUGGAUGAUGGCGGCCUUCAUCGCAAACCUGAUCCAGUCGAGAGGGACGAACGAGAUGACGCCCGGCAGGUGCGCAGGCCCAUCUGCCGGCAGUCCAAGCAAGCUCUACAACCCCAAUGCCGCCAACCCCCGACGAGUCAUUCUCACCGCCGAGCCAGAAGCCAUGUCGGACGCCGCGCCGAGCCCGUAUGCUCCGCGGGGCCCCGCGCCAGAUGGGCCGCGCCAGGCUGCUUACCAGUCCAGAGUGGCACCCGAUUCACAUAGACAACUCUUCGAUCAUCGUAAGGAUGCCGUGUACGCAGCUCAGCCCGGCUCUCCCCAACCACCACCACUCCCUCCAGCUCUUCUAGUGGGGGGUCCACAGCACACGACUGCCCGCUCCUCUAACCCAGCUUCCUUCUUUACGAUGCGUGGUCUCGUGCGCGGCCUUCCGGAUGCGCAUUCGGAGCACUGUGCCGACUUCUUCGGGGAGCUUGAGUCGCGCGCGGAACAUCUCGAGCAGCUCAUGGAGGCGCAUGGGGCUCUGGGAAUGCAGAGCGAGCAGAUCUGCGAGCACGCCAGCGCGCCGUUCUUCAUGGUGAACCACCAUGCGUUCGCGAACCAGGAGGAUGCGCUGGGCGACCCGGCGCGUGCGCUGCUCCAAUUCAUGAUCGCGGCGACGCCGAACCAGACGCUGCCGAACCAGACGCUCGCGGAGGACCUCACGGAGAACCGUGCUGCGCACCUUGAGAAGAUGCAGUCAACCUGGGAGCCGCGCUUCGUCAGUGGUCGUGGCACGAUCUCCGGGCUUGUGAGCAACGUCCCUGUAAGGCGCCUUACUCGUCGUGCCUCGUAUGCGCUGCACCCAGUCUCUAUUCAAGAGGUGCGCCGGCGCGCCAUACGAGUCCUGGAGCAAACAAGGACAAAUAUGUAA
Molecule: messenger RNA, 2385 nt
Organism: Fomitopsis serialis
Lineage: Eukaryota; Fungi; Basidiomycota; Agaricomycetes; Polyporales; Fomitopsidaceae
Exons: 9
Coding region: 1-2385 (794 amino acids)
Source: RefSeq, a predicted model, not a curated record